GUAUCAGGUGACGUGAAAUCUUCCGUUCAAUGGCGUUUACCUCCCAAACUGCCUAGAAGUCUCGAGGUUUCUUACAAGUAAUUCCAACUCAUGCAGACUUUCUCUGCUUCUCCUCCGUUCAAGCAUUCCACUUCUCCUUCUUAAUACGUGAAAAUCUUAAAACCCAACGAAAAUGCAGAAAAGUCAAACACGGAUAGUGACGGAUAAUUCUAGGAAUCUAAAAUGGCAUCCAAACCCUCCAAUCUCAAUACACGAUCCCAGAAAUGGAAGAGAGCUGUCGUUGCCUAAAGGUUUUCACAAUGUUUGUUGUGCUUUUGUGGUUGGCAAGCUUGAGAUUGGCUUCUGCUCACGUAAUUGGGUAUGGGGAGCAGCCACUGUCCAAGAUUGCCAUUCACAAGGCAACUUCUGCACUUCGUGAGUCCGUCUCCAUUCAAGCGAACCCAGUUGUUCUUGGGUUACAGGGCGAGGACACUGAAUGGGUAACUGUGGAUCUUGUAAACCCAGAUCCUUCUGAGGAUGAUUGGAUUGCAGUUUUUUCUCCUGCAGACUUCAACUCAUCAACCUGUCUACCAGUGAAUGAUGAAGAUCAAGAACCAUAUAUAUGCACAAGCCCGAUAAAGUUCAAGUAUGCAAAUUCCUCCAAUUCAGAGUAUACAAAAACUGGCAAAGCUGUUUUGAAGUUCCAGUUGAUCAAUCAGCGGGCAGAUUUCUCCUUUGCAGUUUUUUCAGGCGGUUUGACAAAUCCUAAACUGGUGGCAGUUUCAAAUUACAUUUCAUUUGCCAAUCCUAAAGCACCUCUAUACCCACGCCUUGCUCAAGGCAAAUCUUGGGAUGAAAUGACAAUAACCUGGACGAGUGGCUAUGCGAUAGAUGAAGCUGUUCCAUUAGUGGAAUGGGGUCUGAAGGGAGAAACUCAAACUCAAUCUCCAGCUGGAACAUUGACAGUUGAUCAGAACAGCAUGUGUGGUUCCCCUGCACGGACAGUAGGCUGGCGUGAUCAGGGUUUUAUACACACAAGUUUCUUAAAAAAUUUGUGGCCGAACUCUGUGUACACUUACAGGAUGGGUCAUCUCUUGUCCAAUGGUUCAUAUAUCUGGAGCAAAACCUAUUCUUUCAAAUCAUCCCCCUAUCCUGGACAGGACUCGCUACAACGUGUAAUAAUAUUUGGCGACAUGGGGAAGGCUGAGCGUGAUGGUUCAAAUGAGUACAGUGAUUAUCAGCCAGGUUCACUGAAUACUACCGACCAACUCAUCAAGGACUUGAAAAACUAUGACAUAGUUUUCCAUAUAGGAGAUAUGACAUAUUCAAAUGGAUACAUCUCACAGUGGGAUCAAUUCACGGCACAGGUGGAGCCCAUUGCAUCAACUGUCCCAUAUAUGGUUGCAAGUGGCAAUCAUGAACGUGACUGGCCAGAUUCAGGAUCCUUCUAUCAAAAUACAGAUUCAGGUGGGGAAUGCGGUGUGCUUGCUGAGACCAUGUUCUAUGUUCCUGCUGAGAAUAGAGCUAAGUUCUGGUAUUCAACAGAUUAUGGCAUGUUUCACUUCUGUAUAGCCGACAGUGAGCACGACUGGAGGGAGGGAACAGAGCAGUACAAGUUCAUUGAGCAUUGCCUUGCAUCAGUAGAUAGACGGAAACAACCAUGGUUGAUCUUUGCUGCUCAUCGUGUUCUUGGAUAUUCCUCCAAUGAUUGGUAUGCCGAGGAGGGCGCAUUUGAAGAGCCCAUGGGAAGGGAGAGCUUGCAGAAGCUUUGGCAGAAGUACAGGGUGGACAUCGCAUUUUUCGGCCAUGUCCAUAACUAUGAAAGGACAUGCCCCAUUUACCAGAAUCAAUGCGUCAAUUCAGAGAAGUCACAUUAUUCAGGCACCAUGAAUGGAACAAUCCAUAUUGUCGUUGGAGGGGCAGGGAGCCACUUAUCAGAAUUCACCACAGCAAUACCCAAUUGGAGCAUUUACAGAGACUAUGACUUUGGCUUCGGCAAACUGACAGCAUUCAAUCACUCUUAUCUCCUUUUCGAGUACAAGAAAAGCAGUGAUGGAAAGGUAUAUGACUCCUUUACCAUUUCAAGGGAAUACAAAGAUGUCUUGGCUUGUGUACAUGACAGUUGUGAACCCACCACUUUGGCAUCUUGAUCUGUAUCUUACAAUUGUUUGAGGAAAACUUAUGCCUGAUAAAAUUUGGCUCCAGUAUCAAACCUUCCAUUGAUGCAAUUGAGUUGUUAUUAAAGCAAUAAAGGCUAUGA
Corylus avellana is the source of this 2239-nucleotide messenger RNA. Its product is annotated as putative inactive purple acid phosphatase 27. Gene Ontology annotation, molecular function: acid phosphatase activity; metal ion binding. The record is from RefSeq and is a predicted model, not a curated record. Lineage: Eukaryota; Viridiplantae; Streptophyta; Magnoliopsida; Fagales; Betulaceae.